CAUAGUAGUUCCCGGUUACCUAGAAAAUCGUAGGACCAAUUCGGGCAAGCUAGCGAAAGAAAAUGACAAAAGUGAAAAGUAUCGUUCGUGAAUGAAUAAACGAUGUGAGGGUGGGUCAAUUGAAUGGUAAUUAAACGACGCGUCGAACGAUGACGAAGCCGGCCCACGAAAAAGAUAUACAAUGACGCACUUCGUUAGAGCCAUCGAAGGACGAGAAGAUAGGCUCAACGUAUCAACAUUCCCUUUAGAUUCACCGGCCGAUUCGAGCGAAAGGAACAAACCCAGCCCCUUCCUAUUAGGUUUGUAAUGAAAGGCAGGAUGCGACUGGGACCGGACGUGACAGUCCUAGAAUACGCAAACAGUUCCAGAAACGAAGGAAACCAACUAGCCGUUCGACGAUGAUGACUCCGACAUCCAAGACCGACGUCCAACACUCGUUAUCGAAAAGAUCUUUUUUUCUUCUUUUUUUCUUCUUUUUUUCUCAAGGAAAUGUUACAAUCAAAAGUAUUGCCCACCUAAUCUCACACACCUGAGAAAAUGCAUCUCCGAAAUAUUGAUCCGAUAUCAUUCUAACCGCAUGCCAUUCUACGGUGCGGAAUUUUCGCGUGACUGCUCUUGUGACUGCUUUCAAAGGUUUCUUCGAGCGUAAGAAAUCUAGCAUUUCUUAUGUGAAAUGUUAAACAUUUCGUAAAAAGCAAAUUUUAUUGAAAAUAGCCGAUAAAACGAGAAGAACGAGAAGAACGAGAAUUGUUUUUAACGAAAUAUAAAUACUAAUGAUAUGAUGCCUGAAAAGUGACGUGUAACUUUCUAUGAGAGCUUUGACACCCUAUGUGUAGGCGCAGUUGCAGUAAGUUAGAUAAUGUCCUCCUGUCAGAAGGUCUAUGAACUCCGCAAGCGCAUUUGCUUCGUAUUGCAGUAAUGUGCGCGGUACUAUGUUUAAAGUAUCGCAAUGAUACGAUACUUAUUGAUCAUGCUAGUUUAUCCAAUAAUUGGAUAUUUUUGGAAUUUUUGAUAUUACUUUUCAAUGUCUCUUUUGACACUUCCCUAACAGCUAAUAAAAGUUUUUGAAUGAAUUGUAAAACGGAUCAUUAUUGACAAGAGAGCUGGCGGUAGCUAGGAGAAGACACGCGUUUCUAUCUGUUCUUCGGAGCAUAUUCCUCUUUCUCGACACUAUUUUUCGAGAGAGAGAGAGAGAGAGAGAGAGAGAGAGAGAGAGAGAGAGAGAGAGAAAGAAGGAGAGACGAAAAGAGGGAGAGAAAGGACUCUUGGCGAUCAGCUCUCACCGGCAGUGCGUGGUGCACCCUCAUUGAUGACACUCCAUUCGGCGCAUGCUCGAACUUUCUUUCGAAUUUUCCUUCAAACUCUUCGUUUUCCGUUUGAAACGUUUACAAAUUUUCGGCUUAAUUCGAUCAUCAAAUGGAUAGGAAAGAUGAUAAGAAAGACGAUAGAAUCGUGAUUAUGCAAUCCGUAAAGAACGUUUGUUCGGAAUUUCGAGAUCACCUAAUCGAAAUGUGAAUUUUGUUAAAAUUUUGUAAGAAUUUUGUGACCGUGCGAGAGAAAUUGGUGUACGAGAUAAUAAAAAAAGAAAUAACAAAAGAAAUCAUUGUUUAUCGAAGAAAAUAUAUAAUUGAAAUUUGUUCGCAAAGAUGAAAGUCAACGAUGGAAAAAGAAUGAAUGCGGAAACGGUGAAAGUUGGUUGUUUUCAGAUGGUCCUUGUAUUAAUAUUUUGCAUAAAUUACAUCAUCGUGUCUAUGAAUCAUGCCUUACCGGCUUUUCAUAAUUACACACCGAAAUUUUAUUGUCAGCCAAGGAAUACAACGAGCAGAACUUAUGGCUGUCGAAUCGAAAAUAAUUGGACAAUCGAAUCCAACUGGAGCUCCUCCUGUUCCGGCGACGACUAUCGAUUCGCGAUCGAGCUCGGUGAGAACAGCGUCGUCACCGAAUGGAUCUUGAUAUGCGAAAGAAGAUAUCUGACGUAUCUAGGGUCAGCGAUCUAUUAUUUUGGUGCUUUGAUCGGUGCUUGGAUCGCUGGAAUUCUGGCUGAUCGGAUUGGAAGACUACCAGUUCAAGCAAUUUGUCUUUACACGCAAGGCACUAUGGCUGUUGCGCUUUACGUCGUACAGAACUAUCCUACAUUUUUGGCACUUCGUGGCUUCCAAGGUAUUUUCGUGCAAGGCCUACAAAACUCAACGUACAUCUUAUCCCUGGAAUUGUUCCCCAGUAAAUCGCGAACUCUCGUCGCUCUGAUCAUGCAAAUCGCUUGGGCUAUCGGCUUGAUACUCCUAGCGAUAUUAAGUUACGUUAUACCAGAUUGGAGAAUUCUGCAGCUGGCUGUUUCCGUACCCACAGCGAUAACAGUUCUAUAUAUCUGGAUAAUACCCGAGUCCCCGCGAUGGCUGUUGGCUAAAAAUAAAUUAACGGAAGCCGAUAUGGCGUUGGAAAGAAUCGCGAAAUAUAACGGGUGUUGCAUGAGAAUACACAGAGAGAACAUUAUUAAGCCUGAGCCCGUUGUUAAAGAAAAUCCGAUACCAGUGAAGCCGGAAAGGAAAUCACGCGUUUCGAGUGUCGACUUGAAGAAAUCCAAAACUCUUGAAGUAACGAUAAGACGGCAAGACGAAGUGACCAAAUUGCUGAGUUCACCGGAUUCGAAUCAGCAAAAAGACCAAUCCAGAAAUUCCAUCGACCAAACAUCCAAAAAACGACUUUCAUCGAUGAACGUCGAAUUACGAAGAGAAAAUGACGUAGAAAAUGAAAUAAAAAAUUCACCAUCUUGUUCGAGCAAUAAUCGAAAAUCCAAAAGAAGUUCUCAGUCCUUCUAUGAUCAAAAUACACCCUCGAGGAUCGACGAAGAAAUCGUCGUGCUUAGAAAUCCAAGAAAGCUUGAAGAAGCGAAUGAUAAUGAAAUCAAAAUAGACGACAAUGUCGAGGAAAAAUUGCAAAAAGUAAAAAACAAAAGCUUACAGAAGUUAUUUAAACGACCAUUAAUAAGGAAGUAUAGUCUUGUGAUGGCUUUCCAGUGGUUUUCAUCCUCUAUGGCGUGUUAUCUUUUAGCAUUGCUUCUGCCAACUUUUAACGUAAACAGACACGUAACUUUUGCAUUAGGAGGAGCUUUAGAAAUUGCUGCUUAUACGUUUAUAUAUUUCGUAUUGUCCAGAUAUGGAAGACGAAUACCAUUAAGCAUAUGUCAAUUUACAAAUGGCGCGAUAUUAAUUAUGUUGUCUAUUCUAAUUAUUAUGAUAGAUUCUUCUUUAGCCUGGAAAGAUCUCACGAAGACUAUAAUAUUGUUAUUUGGUAAAGUAACAGUAAUAAGCACUAUUGCUGUAACAUAUCUCUACGCUGCUGAACUAUUUCCAACUGUUUUAAGAGGAACCUGUUUAGGUUUAUGCACAGUUUUUGCUGAGAUUGGUUUUUUAAGUAUACCUCAUGCGUUAUCAUCAGAAGAAUAUGUGCCAAUUAGCAUGCCGUUAGCGAUCGUUGGUAUUCUGUGUUUUAUAUCGGGUAUACUAGCAAUCGUUUUGCCAGAAACAUUGAAUAAAAUUCUACCCGAUACGAUAGAAGAUAUUGAAGAAAUGUUCGUUAAAAAAACGGAUCAAAUAAACGACGAAGAAAUAGUUAACGAGAAUAAAGAUAUUGCAAAAGACGAUCUUAAGGAGAGAGAAAUACUAAGAGAGAAACUUUUUUCGGAGGAUUGGGUGGACGCCGGAAACGGUAUAUUAGUUAAUUUUUCCGAAAACAAAAAUGCAGAUUGUCCGCGCGAUUAGCCGAAAUGUUCUUUA
This is a messenger RNA of Polistes canadensis, 3776 nucleotides long. Its product is annotated as solute carrier family 22 member 8. The transcript has 8 exons. The record is from RefSeq and is a predicted model, not a curated record. Bases 1647 to 3761 code for a protein of 704 amino acids. Gene Ontology annotation, molecular function: transmembrane transporter activity. NCBI's taxonomy places the organism in Eukaryota, Metazoa, Arthropoda, Insecta, Hymenoptera, Vespidae. Gene Ontology annotation, biological process: transmembrane transport.